This is a messenger RNA of [Candida] anglica, 1380 nucleotides long. Lineage: Eukaryota; Fungi; Ascomycota; Pichiomycetes; Serinales; Debaryomycetaceae. The record is from the annotation of a GenBank genome assembly.
AUGGACCCGUUGGAUGACUUUUUGAACCAAUUGAAUCAAUGCAUAAAUUCGUCACCAGAAGAAGUUCUGAUUCUUCUUAAUCCAAACGUUAGAGUGAAUCAACACUUGGUACGUCUUAAUGGAUUGAAUAUAAAUCAAAAGUCUCUUCAAUCAAUAAUAGAUUCCAAACAUUUCUUUGAUGACGAAUGGUUGGCCUUUAAUGAGUUGGUGAUUUCAUUUGUGUCCCUAGCAAGAGAUUUAGACCCAUGGUCAUCUCUCGCUUCCUUUGAUCUUUUUACAACAUUUUUAAAUGAUUUAUCAAUUGCAUUCAGUAAUAACAACCGAGGUCAUUAUUUAACUUUAUUAGUAAGAUCGUCUAUUGAUAUAAUACUUCCAAUGGCUAUACAAUUAGACUUUCAACUAUAUCAUAAGGAAGAUUGUUUACAGCCAAGACUACUGUAUUUGGCAUCAUUAUUUCUUAAAAUGUUUAAUAAUAUUCGUUCACAACUGUUAAUUUCAAAUAAUAAAAAGACAAUCAUCUUGUUAUUAGGGAACAAGCUAUGUAAUGUCUACUUCAAACUAGGUAAUCCCUUACUAUGUCAAAAUAUUUUCCUGAAUAUGAAUAAUGCAAAUUUGAAUUUUAAUUCAUUUACAGUAAAUGAACAAAUUCAAUAUCGAUAUUAUUUGGCAAGAUUCUAUUUAAUUAAGAAUCUGUUAGCAAAUUCUUAUAUUCAUUUGAAUUGGUGCUUACAACAGAUCACAAAUAGUAGUACCAAUCAAAACAUUGAUAUAAUAUUGAAAUAUUUAAUCCCAGUAAGUAUCCUUAUGGGUAAAAGACCAAAUUUCACCUAUAUUGCUCAUACUUAUUAUCAAUCUAAAAAUUUACAAAUCCCUUCAUUUAUAUUCCAUUAUCAAAAGAUUCAACAAGCAAUUAAAUUGGGUAAUUAUAACUUAUUUAUUGAUUGCUUUAAUGAACCAUCGAUAAAACAGGAAUUAAUCAAAAAUGGAUUAUAUAUUUUGAUUGGUCAGAAAUCAAUCGUGUUGUUAAUUAGAAAUUUAAUUAAAAAAGUAUGGAUCUUAUUGGGGAAACCAUCAAGAAUUUCAUAUCAUCAGAUUCAUAUUGCAUUACAAUUGAGUAUAUCCUCAAAAUAUCAAAAUCUGGGGUACGACAUGUUUUCAUUUCUUCAAUUACCAAUUCAAGACUCUACGAUAGAAAAUCUUUUGAUUACUCUCAUUUCCCAAACAUUAAUGAAGGGGAAACUUUCAUCAAAUCAACAAUCUGUGGCAUUGGCAAAGAUGAAUGUAUUUCCACCGGUUGAUUCGGUUUAUUUUGUUUUGUUUGGUAAUGGUCUGGAAAGUAAUCUAAAUCAUAACGAUAAAUGGAUGAUGCUGCUGAAUUGA